Messenger RNA from Acanthochromis polyacanthus (spiny chromis), 2034 nucleotides. It is a transcript of the gene grik6, whose product is annotated as glutamate receptor U1. Gene Ontology annotation, molecular function: transmitter-gated monoatomic ion channel activity involved in regulation of postsynaptic membrane potential; AMPA glutamate receptor activity. NCBI's taxonomy places the organism in Eukaryota, Metazoa, Chordata, Actinopteri, Pomacentridae. The record is from RefSeq and is a predicted model, not a curated record. Bases 179 to 1564 code for a protein of 461 amino acids. The transcript is spliced from 10 exons. Gene Ontology annotation, cellular component: plasma membrane; dendritic spine; postsynaptic membrane. Gene Ontology annotation, biological process: synaptic transmission, glutamatergic; monoatomic ion transport; modulation of chemical synaptic transmission.
CCCCUUCAAAAUUAGUCCACAUUCUCCACCCACAAAAACUUCGUUGGCUGCCUCUUGACACAUCUGAAUCUGAGAAAGUUCAUUUCGCAGCUCACUGGGGUCUAUUUGAAGCUGACGUGCCAAUCCAGUGGUCACGACUUGGACUCUUUUCAGGUGCUUGCAAAUCAAGAGAGACAGGAUGCUGCUGGGCUUUCUCUUACUGUCUUUUUGGCAGUUCAUGUACAUGGGACUGUGUACUGCAGCACAAUCAGAGCUGACAAUCACAACAAUAAAGCAAGAGCCAUAUGCGAUGUCCAAAGGCACACAACUGGAAGGCUUUUGCAUGGACCUGCUAUCUGAAGUAGCUAAAAAACUGGGCUUCAAGUACAGAGUGCAGCUGGUGAAAGAUGGUUCAUAUGGCAGACAGGAUGAGAGCGGCAACUGGAAUGGGAUGAUUGGAGAAGUGGUGAGAGGGGAGGCAGAUCUUGCGAUUGCUCCACUGACUCUCACUGCAGCACGAGAGAAAGCUGUGGGAAUGACCAAACCGUUCAUGCAGACAGGAAUCAGUGUCCUACUAAGGAAAGACAUCUCAGAGGGAGCAGGCUUCUUUGAUUUCCUGACCCCCUUUUCAGCACUGACGUGGCUGGGCAUAUUCAUUGCCUACUUGGGCACUGCUGCUUGCAUCUUUAUAGUUUCCAGGCUCAGCCCAUGUGAGUGGAGUCAGCCUCAAAGUGAGCAAAGCAGAUUCAGUCUCCUCCACAGUCUGUGGUACACAGCUGGAGCUCUGACUCUUCAAGGCGCUGGUCCUCAUCCCAAAUCCCUUUCAGGACGAGUCAUCUGCUGCAGCUGGUGGCUAUUUGCUGUUGUCCUCUUGGCUUGUUAUUUCUCCAACCUCAGCUCCUCGAAGACCUCAGAGUCCAGCCAGCUGAUGGUGAAAGGGUUUGAAGACUUGGCCAACCAGGACAUGAUUGAGUAUGGCUGCCUUGCUGGCUCCUCCACCCUCGCUUUCUUCAAGAAUUCAAACAACCCCGUGUACCGCAGAAUCUAUGAGCACAUGGAGAGAUCAAAGAGUUUUGUGUCAUCUAUGGAUGAAGGGAUCCGACGUGCACGAGAGGGCAGCUUUGCCUUCAUUGGAGAGUCUGUUUCUCUGGACUUGGCAGUAGCACGUCACUGUGAACUGGUCAGAGCGCAUGAAGUCGUUGGCAUGAGGGGAUACAGUAUCGCUGCUGCUUUUGGUUCUCCGAUAAUAAAGAACCUCAGUGUGGCUAUUCUGCAGCUGAGCGAGGCCGGAGAGCUGGCUUACCUGCGAAGCAAGUGGUGGGCCAGCAGCUGCAUAGCAGGAAAGGGCAAGACUUCAGCUAUGCAGCCGCACAGCCUCAAAGGGAUGUUUCUGGUUCUUUCCCUGGGCCUCGGCCUGGGAACAAUUCUGGCUGUCCUGGAACUCACCUCUAAGAGCCGCAGGAGUGCAGCAGAGCAGAAGAAAUCCUGCUGCACUGUCCUGACUGAGGAACUGAGUCUGCGCUUGAGGACCAGUGAUGCAAAAAGAUCUCAGGAAAAUGUUGAGAAAGACAAAGAAAAAGCAUAGAAACUCUUUGGAGAAAUGUCAUAGUCUGAAAAGUGUUUCCUUUAACUUUCAAAAUUUGUUCCAGUACUUGACAGACACAUUAACAUUGUAGAUUUUGAGUUUUAUUUCUUACUUAAAGAAAAAAACAUAUGAUUAGAAAACUCACAAUUUAUUAAAAUAGAUCAUUUAUUAAGUUUUAAGUACCAAUCCUAGAAUGUCAAUGAAAAAUCAAACAUUAGUUUAAUUUUAUAAAAAAUAAUUGUCAAACCAAGUUUAUACUUGAAAACUAAAAAAAAGACUAACAGAUAGUACUCACAUAUUUAGUACUUUCUAUAUUGUUUACAACUCUGCAUCAUGCUGUUUUGUACAGUUGGCAGUGGCAUCAUGUGAUUUCAACAAUUUCUUUUUAAAAGCUAUUUUAUGCAUAAAAACUGUGCUGACUGUAAAUAUUCCAGGUGGACUACAAUAAUAAAAACUGCCUAAUUAUAUAA